CGAUAUGCCGCUGUGCAAAUCGUUCCCGAGGGACUGACGCCGCGAUACUUUGUCGACAGGUCGCAUCCGUUGUUCAAGCGCGAGGGAGCUUGCGGCGACAACGCUCACAGCUGCCUUGACACUGGCCACGGCGACCUCUGCUGCGACAACAACAGCUACUGCUACGUCAACACCUCCGACCAGCUCAGAUGCUGCGCAAUCGGCCAGGCUUGCUCCUCAGACAACCCUUGCGGUGCUACCGCUGUCCGCUGCUCUGUCACACGCACAGUCACCAUCACAUCCACCUCAUCCGCCGCCAAGACAACCUCCAAAGAACCCGUCAUCACACGAACAACCACCACCGUCCUCACCGGCUGCUGCGGCCGCGCGUGUCCGCAGACGAGCUUCUACCUCUGCGCCUCUUCCCUCGGCGGCAACUGCUGCCCCUUUGACUCAAACUGCCAGGCUGGCGGGCACUGCGUCUCGGCGAAGACAGCCCCGCCUCCAGGCCUCACUCCUGUCGCUGACGGCUGCACCACCAGCCAGUUCCGGUGCGCGGACGGCAACGGCUGCUGUAACAACGGCCAGACAUGCACCUCGUUCGCAGGGUCGGCCUACUGCUCCACCGCAACCGGAGGCCCGACUAGCACCCUCGAGGCGGGCAGCGACUCUGGCUCCGGCUCCGGCUCCUCAUCGUCCGGGGGCCUCUCCCCCGGUGCGGAAGCAGGUAUUGCCGUCGGCGCGGUGGUGGGCGGCGGCCUCAUAGUCGCGGCAGCCGUGUGGUUCUAUCUCACAAGACGAAGAGCGGCGGCGCAAAACCGCGUAUACAACGACGCCUCCCUACAAUCUGGAGACGCGAACGGCGCCAUUCCGGGUGAUAUCGCCAUGGCCAACGCAGCGACGUCGCCUCAGGCCCAGCAGCAACAACGAUGGACACUGGUAUCUUCCGUAACUCCGUCUGGCGCCGUAACUGACGCAGGCACCGUCAGGUCCCCGUCAUCCGCCCCGGAUCCCGUCGAGCUUGCGACGGAACAGCGCAUGGAAAUUCAAGGCACCGAAGUCUUGUCGCCCAAGUCCGGCGUUAGCAGCAUGGCUUUGACGGACCUCCGAACCCCAGAGACUACGGACGGACGAUUUGAGUUGCACGGGUCGG
Messenger RNA from Trichoderma virens Gv29-8, 1132 nucleotides. RefSeq lists its product as uncharacterized. The transcript has 2 exons. NCBI's taxonomy places the organism in Eukaryota, Fungi, Ascomycota, Sordariomycetes, Hypocreales, Hypocreaceae. The annotation marks the transcript as partial. The record is from RefSeq and is a predicted model, not a curated record.